This is a messenger RNA of Paramecium tetraurelia, 1233 nucleotides long. RefSeq lists its product as uncharacterized. Gene Ontology annotation, molecular function: metal ion binding. The record is from RefSeq and is a predicted model, not a curated record. NCBI's taxonomy places the organism in Eukaryota, Ciliophora, Oligohymenophorea, Peniculida, Parameciidae. The transcript is spliced from 2 exons.
AUGAAAUUCAUCCUUUAAUGCUCAAUAUGCUUAUAGAAUUUAAAAAGUCCAGUCUCAUUGAGUUGUGGACAUACUUUUUGUUAGACCUGCAUAUAAAAUUCUUUUGAUACACAAGAAUUUUGUGCAUGUCCCUUGUGUCGUUAACCAGCAUUACUUAGUAGCAAUAAAACUGACGAAUUACUACCUUUAGUUCAAUAGAUUUAUGAAUAAGAAGGAACCUAAGGUUUAUUGAAUGAAUUCCCAACUUUAAUUAUAUGCCUUUGUUGCGGAUUAACUCCAGUCAACCCAGUAGUGCUUUCUUGCUAACAUAUGUUUUGUUAGAAAUGCAUUGAAGAAAAUUUAAAAGAAGAAUUAUUAUGCCCUGCUUGUUCUGAUUAUAGUUUUAAUAUCAAAGUCAAUACAAAUAAGAAAUAUAAAGAUCUCAUUGAUUGGUAUUUAAAGGAAUUCAAAAUAGAAGAAGAAUAAGAAGUUGUUAAUAAAGAUGUCUAAAAUGGAAACAUAAAUGGUAUUCCAAUCUUUGUUUAUGAUCAAUCAGUCAUUAUAUAUGGCUCUAUAGAGUUGCAAUUUUUAGAAUUCAGAUAUCAAGAAAUGAUAAAGAUGGUUAGUUCUGGUUCAGGGAACUUUAUUAUAUCGAGUGAUUUAAUUAAUGGAGACUUGGUACAAAUAAGAAGCAUCAAAAAAACAAAGAAAGGUUAUCAAGUCUAGGUUGAUGGUUUAUCAAGAAUAAAAAUAAAAUAAAUAUAUGGUUAUAUUGAGGGAGUCAAGACUUCAUAUUAAUAGUGGAAUGCUCAAUAAUUAUGGCUUGCUUAAUGCGAAUACAUAAGAGAUUAAACUUUCAAAGAGAAUUGCUUUUAGCAAUACAAAUAUAUUGUGGCUACUUUAUAAAAAUUAUAUUAAAAUAUCAACUUAGAAGUCGGAGAUAUUUUUAAGGCUUUCAUGGGAAAAAUAACAAGUCUAUCAGAUUCUGAAAGUAGUCUUAUUCUAUUAACUUCGCUAAAUAAUAAUUUUGAAUAACUAUACUAUGAAACAGAUCUAGAGAAACGAGUUUAACAGAUUUAAUAACACUUUGCUAUUUUAGAAUAAAAGAUUAAAGAAAUAUAUGCAAAAGAUGAUUAAAUUUAACAUGCCAAACUGAAAUAAGAUAGCAUUGAAAUAAUCUCAUAUCCAGAAUUCGAUGUCACUACUCAAUAUUUUUUAAAUCUCUUUAACAUCAAAAAAGUUCUAUGUUUUUGA